GAUCUCAAUUUGGAACCUCAUUUUAGGCCAAAGGUCAGUGGGUGAUUAAAAAAGGUUAAACAAGCAAGAUCGCGAACACUGACCCAAACCUUUGGAGGUCAAAGGUCAGACAGACAAGCUGGAUUAUCGAUACGGACUGGCAGCUGUUUCCUGAGGGACCUGCGGUGACAGAGAACAGACGACAGAGAUUCAGAUCAAGAGGACAGACAGACCGAGACGCCAUCAUGGGCUGCAACAUGUGCGUGGUCAAACGUCCAGAGGAGCAGUACAGGAUCAUGUUCCAGCAGAAAGGCUGGAGUAACUCCCUGCGGCCGAUGGACAGACACGGAAACGUAAAGCUCAGAGGAAGAAGACCCUCUCAGCUGCUGCUAGACCGAUCACAAAACUCCCAGGAGCCUUUGAGCCAGUCUGGGCUGGGUUGCAAAAGUCACAGGAGGAAAGGUACGUUGGUGUGCGGUAACGGGACGGUCAGCUCCUCCGUCUCUUCUGUUGCCAUGGUGGCGAUCCCUGACUGUGUGGACAAUGCAACGCAGACUGACAUCAGUUUCCAGAACACUCUGACCCUGGGGAGAAGCAGAGGUCACCAUCACCACCAUGGUGAGGGAGGCUCCUCCUCUCCCCCACCACCUCCUCCAUCACCUCCCCUCCCUCACCUGGCAGUGCCGUACGAGAUCAAUGAGUUCUGUGUGUUUGAAUACAACGACCCCAAUGACUACUUUGAUGUAUCCAACCACGAGGUGGACAGGCAGGAUGACCUGGAAUAUGAGGAGGUGGAGCUGUACAAGUCCAGCCAGCAGGAGAAGCUGGGUCUGACGGUCUGCUACAGGACGGAUGAUGAGGAGGAUCUUGGCAUUUAUGUUGGGGAGGUUAAUCCGAACAGCAUCGCAGCCAAGAACGGACGCAUCAGAGAGGGCGAUCGAAUACUGCAGAUUAACGGCGUGGAUAUUCAGAACAGGGAGGAAGCCGUGGCCAUUUUGACCCGAGAGGACAGCAUCAACUUCUCCCUGCUGCUGGCCAGGCCCGACAUAGAGAAUGAAAACCCCAUCGAUCCAGAGGAGGACAUGGAACUGACUCUAGAGGGAGCAGACUUUCCUUCAAACCCACACACUUCAUGCUCUCUCAGCUCCUCUCAUAAUACUGGCUACUACCGCCUCCACCAAGGAGGAGAAGGCAGGUCAUCCUUUCCUUUAGGAGGAGCAGGGGGAGGCAGAGAAGGUGAGGGGGAAGAUGAAGAGGAUGAAGAAGGAGAGGAUGGCGAGCAAGGAGAGAAGGACGACAAAGAGCCACCGGUCCCCCUCCCUCCUCUGCUGAACUUGGCACCUCUGCUGUCCAACAGCCAGGAGCUGGACAGCGGGGUGGGUCGGACAGAUGACAGCACCCGCUAUGAGGAUACAUCUGAACAUGACCUGCUGGGUGAUCAGACCAGUGCCUGUAACACCAACACCACCAACACACCAGGCAGCACCAGGAAGUUCAGAUCUGGACCCAGCCCCAGGCCAAGUCCUAGACCUAGUCCUGGCCUCGGCCCCAGCCCUAGGCCUAGCCCCAGCCCUGGGCAUGGUCGAGGAGACACCACCCCUCCUUUUCUCCACCUGCGCGAUCUCCAGCUCAGCUCUGACUCUCUCCCAGGUCUGGACUGGGGAGCUGGAGGAGGAACAGCAGGAGCAGCAUACAGUCCUCACCACCAUCACCACCAUAAGCAUUACCACCACCAUCACCAGCCUCUGACAGUGACCAUGAUGAUGCCGGGCCUGACGGAGGAAGAGUGCCAGCGUUACCAAGAGCUGUUAGAGAUCAAAUAUCAGUACGAGAGACAUUUGGAAAGACGCCGGAGAGAGCUGGAAAAGGAAACCGCUGAAGCAGAAGUUAAAGGUCCAGAGGAAGGGGACAAGGCAGCAGAGGAAGCUGAAGGCACAGCUUCUGAAUCGGUAGUGGACGUGAAGAGCAAAGAGAUGCUAAGUGAGCACGAGUUGGCGUUGAUCGAGGAGGAGCUGCGCCACCUGGAGUUUAAGUGCCGCAACAUUCUCCGAGCGCAAAAGAUGCAGCAGCUCAGGGAGAGAUGUCUGAAAGCCUGGAUGAUGGAGGAGGAGACGGUGGCAGGUGGAGCGGGCCGACCAGGACCCUCUGAAGGAGAUUUGGAUAACGAGGACAAUGACGAUCCUCAUCACCACGAGUUGUCAGCCAUCAACGAACUUCCGGAGCGCGAGCGAUCGGAUGACAAAGACAGCACCAGUGCCUACAACACCGGAGGGGAAAGCUGCCGGAGCACGCCAUUGGUCAGCACCGAGCAGAUCCCGCCUCUUCAGGAGGAUGAAGAUGAAGGAGGCAGACGCCUGACCUCUCCACCUCCGCUCCUCCCCCUCAGUCGCCUCCCCCCUCUAAACUCCCCCCUCACGCCUCGACGUCACAGGAGGGACCGAGACAGAGAGCGGCGUCACUCAAACCUCAGCGGCUCCUUCUCCCCGAGCACCUACAGGAAGUACGAAACCUCCAAUGGAAACUUUGCAAAUGGCUCAAGCUCCACCCCCUCUACGCCUUCAAAGUUCAGAUCUCUGACCAGAGAAACGGGGUCAGCUUCUAGAAGGGGUAUGGCUGAUGGAGGGCGGAGCUCCAGAGGAGGUAUAAUCUUUCUCUGUGGAGCCACCUACAGGCCUGAAGGUGGAAGUGCAGAGUCGAGCCCCUAUUUCACCCGGAGGCAGCACAGACACAGCAAACCAUUAGAACGCUAUCAGAGCUGCAUGACCCUGCCCUCCGAAGGUCUGGUGGACCCCCUGGACCGAGUGAGAGACAGAGCCAGGGCAGAGGGGGAGGAAAGGGGGGUAGCCACAGGCAGCAGUGGGCCAGCAAGCCCCAGGAGUGUGAACAGCGCCCCCUGUGGUCUGGAGGACCACCGUGCAGGUGCCUCACGGUUAGGACUGGCCUUACCUCUUGGACUGACUCACUCAUCACCAAACGCGUCUCCACAGCGCAUGGAGUGGAAGGUAAAGAUUCGCAGCGAUGGGACUCGUUAUGUGGCCAAGCGGCCGGUCAGAGAUCGUCUGCUGAAGGCCAGAGCCAUGAAGAUCCGCGAGGAACGCAGCGGCAUGACGACAGAUGAUGACGCUGCCAGUGAAAUGAAACAGGGUCGAUACUGGAGCAAAGAGGAGAGGAAGCAGCAGCUGCUGAGAGCUCGAGAGUACAGAAGAAGAAGAGAGUUCAUGAUGCAGAGCCGCCUGGACUACAUGAGAGGAGACAGGGAUCUUUUGUCAUCAACAGGGGGCGCUGAAGAGCCCCAUUUAUCCCAGAGCCUCCAGUUUAAUGUGCAGCAUAACUCCCCCAGCAGCAACAUCCUGCAGCUGAGCCAGAAGAAAAUCACAAAGAGGAGGAAUCGUCGCAUUCUCGACAACUGGAUCACCAUCCAGGAGCUGCUGGCUCACGGCUCGAGGUCACCAGAUGGAAAGAAAAUUUACAACCCUCUGCUGUCUGUCACUACUGUGUGACCUCAACGAGGAGAGGAGGAAAGAGUGAGAUCAAGGAGACGAUGGAAACACACAGUGUGGACCUGGAAGUGAAGCUCAACGCUCUUUUAUUGUGGAGUUAAAAACAUGAACACACCAGAAAGAGAGAAACUUAAAGAAUUAUAAAAAAAGGUCGAUAAGAAGAGGAGAGACUUAAAACAGAAACAUUUGGCCUCAGAGGAGGAAUCGGAGAUGAGUGAAUACAGAGAAUGAAGCUAAAACUUUAGAGUUUAUACUAAACUGUUUGGAUGGAAAACAAUCCUCUUUACUUUAUGACGUCACUUCAAACUCAUUAGAGAUACACAUAAGGACGCACGAGCCUCGAAAGGAAACAGAAACGUCCUGUUCUGGCUUCGGCUCUUAAUCUCCUGCACCGGCCUGGCUGUGACAGUCUGAAAAAAAGCACAGGUUUGAUCUCCUGGUCCUUCAAUCAGGUGCAAAGUCACAUCGCUGUUAAUUACAAAUUUUCCUGUGAAUAGCAAAUUUGUGCUCAUGCUAAGAUUUUUCCAUCAAGAAAAAAUGACUAGAAGUGUAAUUUUAAGAGAAAAAAAGGCCAGAAGAAUGGACGUUUAUGGAGGAUCAAAACUGAAAACAUCACAAAUAAAGGAAGGAAAACAUGAACGUUUUCUUUCACAUUCAUUAUUUUUUGAUAUAUUUCUUUCUGUCCGUGUUGCUGCUGAACAUGAAGCAGAUUCAAGGUUCGACCCCCCCCGUCAGCUGCGUGGGGUCCUCAUGUUUGCUGUGUCUGUGGCUUCUCUCGGUACUCCAGCUUCCCCUCCACACUGGUCGCAGGUGUGAGAGCUCUCUGUGAUAAACUGGCAGCCAGUUCAGGGUGGACUCUGCUUCUGACCCCGUGGACCCUCGAAUAGGAACAACAUUCCUGCCACCAUCAGUUGGAUAAGCAAUAUUUAUCCCUAUAUGAUAUGUGAUAUCCCUACUUAUCUAUCCAAACGUAUUGUUGUUCAUUCAAAACAAAUCAGUUUGGGAAGAAAUAGGAGUGAAAAUUCCAAAACUUUAUACAUAAAAAAUAAAUAAAGUAAUUCAUUUAAAAACAAACUAAAUGAAUGAAAUGAUUACAAAAUGAUAAAAAACAAACACUAAAAACUGUAAAAAUUCAUGUAUUUGAAAAGUUUUGGUCCUUCAUGAACUCCUCGGCGCCACGUGUGAAGCAGCGACAACACCGCCAGGAAGGAAGUGACAUCACUGUUUAAGGACAAUACAUAUUUACUCAAACAUUUACUGAUACUGAGUAAAAUAUGAUUACACUGUGGAAGAUGAGCAUUGAGCUGCUGUGUGAUCUGUGCUGUCACGGUUACGUUACACAACACCUGUCUUCUAAUCAUCAUUUGUAAAUCGCUUUCUCAGAAAACCUUUUAAAGUUAUAACUUUUGUAAACAGUUUAUUCAUGUUGAUGGUUGGUAUAUGUUAAAUGUUAAGUCUAAUAUUGUUGUUAAAAUUUUAUAAAUUUUAUAGAUUGUGUUGUUUAUCGUGCAGGAGCGAGCUGCAGGUCGGUCGUUGUGCUGGACCUGCAGACUGCGCAGGUGUUCAAAGGAGAAUGCAUGACAAUGAUGUACUGGACUAUUAUUGGAUAUCAUUCUUACAGUGCUGUAGAGUACAUUUUUAGCAGUGAAAGGUGUGAAAGUGUUAAAAUAAAAUAAAAAGGCAGAUGAAAGUCAAAUUAAAGUCAGA
Pelmatolapia mariae (spotted tilapia) is the source of this 5186-nucleotide messenger RNA. Its product is annotated as PDZ domain-containing protein 4-like. The coding region runs from base 225 to 3479 and encodes 1084 amino acids. The transcript is spliced from 17 exons. Gene Ontology annotation, molecular function: protein binding. NCBI's taxonomy places the organism in Eukaryota, Metazoa, Chordata, Actinopteri, Cichliformes, Cichlidae. The record is from RefSeq and is a predicted model, not a curated record.